Molecule: messenger RNA, 6117 nt
Organism: Trichogramma pretiosum
Lineage: Eukaryota; Metazoa; Arthropoda; Insecta; Hymenoptera; Trichogrammatidae
Gene: DCX-EMAP
Product: echinoderm microtubule-associated protein-like CG42247
Exons: 14
Coding region: 1068-3773 (901 amino acids)
Biological process (GO): microtubule cytoskeleton organization; intracellular signal transduction
Cellular component (GO): mitotic spindle
Molecular function (GO): microtubule binding
Source: RefSeq, a predicted model, not a curated record
GCUCACUCGCGCAGGACACUCGUCCCCUUCAUCCUUUUUCUAUUUCAUAUGUAUCAUCAUCGAGCGCGGCUGGCCGUGCCUCUGGAUUUUUACCUCGUGAUCACUCGUUCAUCUCCCGUGCGGCGCGUAACAAUUUUUUCGACGUCGAUUCGUCGAUCAUCGAACGAGACGCGGUAGAUCCGUGUCGCUGCUCCGUCCUGUAACAGUUUGUUUUUUGCUGCCGCGCGUUUGAGCUGCCACAGGCAAGAAGUCGAGAAGAAGAUGAGUGCCGAAGAAAGAUAAGCGUCCGCGACUCGGAAGAUUCGUCGCGCCGAACCAGAUACAACCGAGCCAAUGUGAUUAUCCGAGUGGCGAUCCGCACGAGUAAACGAGACUGAACUGACACAAUUAUGCUCGCAACGUAGUCUUAAAAGUUAAGCGCUUCGGAGGAGUUGUUUGCUGACGCAUCUCUGCACGCAGGCAAAUCGAGUCUCUCUCCAGGAAAGCUCCCGGAAAGAGAUAUCAAUCGAAGCGAAAGCCCGAUAAAUUGGAGCCUCGCAUCGAGCUAAGAUAGAAAAGAAUUUCGCGGCAAAUCUAAGGCAGCGGGCAGUGAGGGCAUCGCUGCCACCAUUGAGUCGCCGGCGAGCUCGUCUUGCCGCUCGGACUCGGGCGCGGACGAGGCUCCCAAUCGUCGCUCGCAGCCACAUCGGAAUCCGCAGACGCGUCGCUCCUCGUCGCUGCUCUGCAACAGUCUCGAGGUGCCUACUACUACUACGACGUCGCGCCUGAGACGCCGCCGCUCGACGGUCCUGUCGAUCGCGACGAGCACUGCCACGACGGGCCGACGUCGCAGCUCGGCCGCGAGCACCGCAGCCACUUUGAGCGCCGCCAGCAACUUGAGACGGCGCAGCUCCGCGACGACUUUGCUGAGCUUGGGCGAGGCCGACGCAGCCGAGGACGAGGCCGACGAGGACGAGCUCCCACUGGACGACGACUACGAGGACAACAGUUACGACGGCGAGCCGCUACCUUACGGACCUGAUCAACACUUUGGUGAGCACUGCAGUCACGAGGCUUUCGUCGUGUUGAUGAGCGACUCCUUCGAAGUUAUAUCUUUGCCAGCCGACAUGAUGCAGCCGGCGAGUUACGGCAAGAAGAGCAUUAACCAGUGGUACACAUCGGGAGGAGCAGCCGGAGGCGGCGGAGGCGCGAGUCGGGUCGGCGCCAGUGGCGGUGGUGGCCUCGGCGGCUGGCAGAGUCGCAGCAGUCCGGCGGUGGCCAGCCUCAGCAGGAAGGCCUCGAUCAACGACGAGGUACCGGCCGCGGGUGGCGCCAAGCCCUCCUCCGGUCGAGUCAUUCGCAUAGUCAACAACCUCGAUCACACCGUACAGUGUCGAGUUUUACUGAAUCUGCGCACGUCGCAGCCCUUCGAGGAGGUCCUCGAGGACUUGGGCCAGGUGCUCAAGAUGAACGGAGCCAAGAGAAUGUUCACCGUAUCCGGACAAGAGGUGCGGAGCUUCUCGCAGCUGCGCAACGAGUUCGCCGACGUGGACACGUUCUACCUGAGCACGGGCACGGCGGGUGGCGGUAUGGCUGCGGCCAUCAUGGGCUCACCGGCGCGCAGGUCGCGCUCCAGGGGACCGCCAGCCGCCGUCGCGUCCGACGACGUGGCCGGUAGACAGCGUCGCGCCCGCAGCAAGAGUCGACCCCGGGCCCUCUACGCCCCGGACUCCGAGGUCGUGCGAGUCAACGAUGUACAGAGUAUUUUGGGCAUCGACGAUCGCGAAAUCAUAAUCAGGCCAAAUUAUCAACCCGUACUGCGACGUGUAGGAUAUCAGGCAUCCUCGCCGUCCUUGUACACAAUCAACGACUACAGCGUGGUGGAGGUGCUGCGCGAAGAGCCGGCCCGCGUCACCAUCCGAGGCCUGCGACGCUCGUUCUAUCCGCCGUCGCAUCUGCCGCCGGUCGACAACACGCCCCCGGACAAGAAGCUCGCCCUCGAGUGGGUCUACGGCUAUCGGGGCACCGACACCCGGCGAAAUCUGUGGGUGCUGCCGAGCGGCGAGCUGCUCUACUACGUGGCCGCCGUGGCGGUGCUGUACGACCGCGAGGAGAACGCCCAGCGCCACUACGUGGGCCACACCGAGGACAUCACCUGCAUGGAGGUGCACCCGAGCCGGGAGCUGGUCGCCUCGGGCCAGAGGGCCGGCCGCCACAGGAAGGCCCAGCCCCACGUGAGGAUCUGGUCGACCGAGACUCUGCUCACCCUCUACGUGUUCGGCAUGACCGAGUUCCAGAUGGGCGUCUCGGCGCUCGCCUUCUCCCAGCUGAACGGCGGCAGCUACGUACUGGUCGUGGACGCGGGCAGGGAAGCUAUUCUAUCCGUUUGGCAAUGGCAAUGGGGCCACCUCUUGGGCAAAGUUGCCACUCUUCAAGAGGAUUUGACGGGAGCAGCGUUUCAUCCGCUCGACGAUAAUCUUCUCAUUACCCACGGCAAAGGACACUUGACAUUCUGGAAUCGUCGCAAAGACGGCUUCUUCGAGCGAACGGACAUCAUCAAACCUCCGUCUCGAACGCACGUGACGAGCGUCCAGUUCGAGCAGGACGGGGACGUGGUGACGGCCGACAGCGACGGCUUCAUCACGGUCUACUCGGUGGACGCGGACGGCGCCUACUUCAUACGCAUGGAGUUCGAGGCGCACAACAAGGGCAUCAGCUCGCUCGUCAUGCUGUCCGAGGGCACUCUGCUGUCCGGAGGCGAGAAGGAUCGGAAAAUCGCCGCUUGGGACUCGCUGCAGAACUACAAGCGCAUCACCGACACCAAGUUGCCGGAGUCGGCGGGCGGAGUGCGAAGCAUCUACCCGCAGCGGCCGGGCCGUAACGACGGCAACAUCUACGUCGGCACGACGCGCAACAACAUCCUCGAGGGCUCGCUGCAGCGGCGCUUCAAUCAGGUCGUCUUCGGCCACGGCCGUCAGCUGUGGGGCCUGGCGGUGCACCCGGACGACGAGGUCUUCGCCACGGCCGGCCACGACAAGAACAUCGCCCUGUGGCGCCGUCACAAGCUCCUGUGGACGACGCAGGUCGGCUUCGAGUGCAUCUGCAUCGCCUUCCAUCCGUUCGGCGUGGCGCUGGCCGCCGGCUCGUCCGAGGGUCAUCUGCUGGUCUUGGCCGCCGAUACCGGCGCGGCCGUGGCUACGCUGCGCGUCUGCGGCUCGCCUCUCUCCUGCAUCGGUUACAAUCCAACUGGCGAGAUGGUAGCUAUGGGCUCGCAAAACGGAAGUAUUUAUUUGUUCCGAGUGUCGAGAGACGGUUUCUCGUACAAAAAGAGCAACAAAAUCCGAGGCACGCAGCCGCUUGUGCAGCUCGACUGGAGCUCCGACAGUCGAUUUUUACAAACUGUCACUCAAGACUACGACCUCGUUUUCUGGGAUGUCAAGGCCUUAUCCUCGGAAAAGAGUCCCUUAAUCAUGAAAGACGUAAAGUGGUACACGCACAAUUGCACAGUUGGCUACAUGGUAUCCGGAAUGUGGAACAAUCGUUACUAUCCGCUAACGACGGUGGUGACGACCUCGAGCCGGUCCGCGGCCCACGACAUGUUGGUGAGCGGCGACGCCGAGGGCUACCUGCGCCUCUUCCGCUACCCGUGCACGAGCGCCAAGAGCGAGUACGUCGAGGAGAAGGUGUACAGCUCGCUGGUGGCCUGCGCCCGUUUCCUCUACAACGACCAGAACGUCGUGACCGUCGGCGGAACAGACGCGGCCCUCAUGCUCUGGGAGCUCGUCGACGAGUAGCCCGAGUCGCGCACCACGCCCACGAGCUACUCGCCCGUAUACAUAUGUCCCUGAAGUGUAUAAAUUCUCGCGAGAGAGACCGAGAAAUCCUCCAUGUUAUUGUACCACGCGUAGAUAGGCUGCUUAACUUUAUCGAAUUAAUUUGUGCAGCGCUAAAAACGAGCCUGUCGAGUGACAAUAACUGGACUCGAUCGUACCGAUUACUUUUCAGCCGUCGUUUCGUUUUUAUAUGCAAUUAAUUUUCGCCUCUUUUCGUGUAAAUAAUUCGAUUACAAAGUUGGCUUCGAUGAAUGUACUUUGGAAUACUCAAUCGUGUAAAAUAUUUGGUUGUCAAUCGUAAGAGCGUCAUAACAAUAAUUUGUGUAAAAAAAAUAUCGAAGCAAUUUGUUCGAUUGGUCGAGCGAUUGAUUGAGGUCGGGUGAAAAGUCACCCAUAUUUAUAUAGAUCGAUAUUGCGUGAAGCUGUUAUUAGAAACGCGUUGACUGGCAAAAGUAUACAUAUUGGUGUAUUAUACGCUACCGCCACUUGAUUAGCCGAGAUAAUUGAUGUGCACCGCCUGUGGUCCCCACCAUAAUUUCAAAUAUUCCAGUGCCCACUAAUCCAAAUUAAAAUACUGUCCUAGUAUUUCUUAAUGUAAUAUCAAGUCCCUUCUCUUCCUAUCGCUCCUCUCAACAUUCAUUACAUCUACAACAGAUAAUGAAAUAAAUUCAAGACGAAAAAGUUCGUGCGAAUAUCCGCUAUCGAAUAAAUAAUAUGAAUUUCAAUAAAAAUGCUCGCACGAUGCUCGAACAUUUUUAUAAGAAUAUUUUUUUAUUUUGUCUUUCUUGUAUUUUGCAUACAAACAGCAAAAAGGAAAAUGUAUUCGAUACUUUCAUAAUGAUUGUACGAAGUGUAAUAACCACGUGUAACUCUUUCAUCUAUACCCUCCGAGUAUUUUUAUUAUAAACCAAAGUAAACAUUGCGAAUUUAUUUGUUAAAAAUAUCAUAAAAAUUGUCAAACUUACCACAAGCGAAUACAAACAUAAGGUCAUUUUAAUAUUCAUGUUUACUUAUGAAAUUUAAAACAUAAGUUCCAAUCAAUUAUUGCAACGAAAAACUCAACAAAAUUGAGUAGUUAAAUACUAAUUAACUUAUUUAUAUAUUUAUAUAUUUUCCAUUUUAGACGCUGUGUAAUUUUGUACAUACUUACAAUGAUCAUAAUUUCUUUCAACGGUUGAAAGUUUGAUGUUUAUAACUUAUAUUUUGCAAAACUUACAAAAUAAAUAUUAGUUGUUCCUCCAUUGUUUAUCUAGUCGGUCAUGGUUAAAUAAAAUAUCAAGUCAUCAAAUACCAGCAAAAUCUUGUAUUCCAAUAUGUUUAUUUUACGAACAGUACUGAGAGACAUCAUUUAGAGUACUGGUUACUUAAAUUUUGCCGCAUAUACAUUUUUUCCAAAUACAUUGUGAUGUUUUAUAUAUUUUAUUUUAAUGUACAACGUAGAUUAAAAUUUACAUAGUAUUUAACAAUUUGAUUGCAAAAUCAUUCGGGCAGAUGAAUGAUUUGAAAAAUCAUAAUCCAAAAAUCAAACGUUAAAAAAAAAAAAAAAAAACUAAAAAUUCAUUUAUAUUAUUGAACUUAGAAAAAUGCAUAAUGAAUAAGCGGCAUUAGUAAUGAGAAAAUUUGUACAAUUGAUACAGAAAAAUCAUUACAAAGCAAAUGUGAUUGUAUGAACGCUAAAAAUAUUAGAAUGACUGUAUCAGCAGUAAAAUAAAAUGAAAGAGUAAUCCUCUCCAAUUCGAGGCGCUGGCGUCUCUUUUUAAUAGUAAUUCAAACAUAUGGAUAAUAUCUUGUGAAAUUAGUAUAAUACUUUAAUAGUGACAAUUUUAUGAAACAAGUGAAGAAUAGAGUUGAGUUUCAAUUUACAUCUCACAUGCCUAAACUAAUACUUGACUUUGAUGUUACGUUAAUGUUUUUUUUUGCCAACUUUCAUCUAAAAUUAUAUCACAUUUAAAGAAACUUUUUUGUUCAUGAAAUUACUAUAAUUAAAAAAUAAAAUUAAGAAUUUUGUUGAAUUCUCAAACUCAACCCUAUUCUUUGGCAAAAGCACUCAUUAUUAUUGAAAAUGUAGAUGUGUUCAUGCUGUUGCAGGUCAACGCAGAUAGACGAUUAAAAAUAAUUUUACUCAGAGAAUAAAAAAUAUUCACAAUUACGUCGAGCAAAAUGAUGUACUCCUAAUAUCUACACAAACUUAGACUAACACAUCCAUACAUUCUGAAAUAAUGCACCUCAUAAUCCAAAUCUUAUUAUAUAAUUACUAUGCAUAAGCCUUCUUAAAUGAAAAUAAAAAAACUAUAUCGAUAAAUAA